Molecule: messenger RNA, 1089 nt
Organism: Triticum urartu
Lineage: Eukaryota; Viridiplantae; Streptophyta; Magnoliopsida; Poales; Poaceae
Source: RefSeq, a predicted model, not a curated record
AUGUCGUCGUUCGCCGGCGUAUCUGUCCUGGCCGACGGUGAACUAUGCCCUGCGACCGAGUCGUCCGUCGGCAUCACCGCGGACUAUGGGUACCACCUUCUAGUGGUCCACGACUACUUGCGGACCAAGGAAGAGGCACACACCGGUGAGGGCAUCCGAUCUCGUCCUUUCAUGUUGGGAGGCCAUCGCUGGCUCAUCCACUACUACCCCAAUGGUGAAACCACCAACUGUGCCGACUUCAUCUCUCUCUCGCUUUCCUGUCUCCAAGACGAUGCCAAGAAGAAGCAUGUUGAAGCCAAGUUCAUUUUUAGCUUCAUCGACCAGAUUGAGAUGCAGAAUCCAGUGCACUUUGCUGAAAUUAAAACAUGCAGCUUCACUGGUUGUGCUUGGGGUUGUGACAAGUUUAUCCGAAAAGAUGCUCUUGAACAAUCGGUGAAUUUAAAGGAUGAUUGUUUCACCAUCCGGUGCGACAUCAUGGUCUACAACACCGAGGACGAUGCUGCUGGCUCCAAGGCGCGCCUGCCUGACAUUUGCCAUGAUUAUAACAUUCUCUUAGAAACCGAGGCAGGUGCUGAUGUGGCAUUCGAGGUCGGCGGAGAGAAAUUCGCUGCACACCGAUGCGUGCUUGCGGCCCGGUCUAAGGUCUUCAUGGCACAACUCUUUGGCCCCAUGAAGGAGGGCACACGGACAUCCAGUGUCAUACAGAUCCAAGACAUGGAACCAAAAUUAUUCAAGGCUUUGCUUAGCUUCAUCUACACUGACACAUUGCCUUUGGAACAAGGACAAGAAGAGGAAGCAGCCGAGGGUAAAAUGUCAGGAGUUGUGGAACAUGAGCAAGAAAUGGAGGCAGCAGAGGAUGAAAUGUGGCUGCAAUGGCUUCAAGACUUGUUGGUAGCGGCUGAUAGAUAUGAUGUCCAACGCCUCAAGUGCAUCUGCGAGAACCACUUGUCUGAGCACAUAUGUGUCAGCAUGGUGAUGUCCAGUGUUGCUCUAGCCGAGCAGCACCACUGCCAGCGAUUGAAGGAGGCGUGCUUCAAGUUUAUCCAAGUCCAGGCCCCUCUCGUGUCUACAAACAUUAAUGGCAUCUAA